CUCCCCCAAGUUCUUCAAAAAAAGAAGAAUGCGAAAUAGAGGCAGAUUGACAAUAAACCUUUCUUAUAAUAUGAGGACAUAAAACAUGUGACCGACAGCAGACAAGCGGAUGUGGUUACGAACCAGAAUGUACUGAGGUGCCCAAAGGAGAAGAAUGAUGCCUCUUUACUGGGUCAUGAUUAUGGGGAUGCUCCCCCGUCUGGCUGUCCUGGCUGUUGGAGACGGAUGCACCCUUCAUAACACCCACAGUGCCCAUGAUGUGCUGAUGCAGUCAUUACAGUGUCAUAACGACUAUGAAUCUUACGUCCACUGCAAAUGGAGGGAGGACCCACACAUACCUGCAUCCCUGCAGCUUUGGUUUAUGAGAGAAGGUGGCAGGGAGCCAUGUGAGCCGACCAGCACUGAACUCCAACUUGAAGAUGGGCACAGAACUGCCGAGUGUAAAUAUGAAACUCGUUCAUUUUCUAUCGGCAUUGAACACACGGCUUUCUUUCACAAGGACGGCGUUCUGUGUCCAUCUGUCCCACACAAGCCUUUGGAGCGUUAUCAUCACUUGCGAGCUCGCACACCAGUGGAUCUGGCCGCACAUGACACAGGUGAUGGCAAUGUGUUGCUCAACUGGUCCAGUCCUUAUCCUGCACAGUCCUCCUUGACCAAAAACCUCUUGUACCAAGUCAGCUACAGGCCAGAGAGAGAAGAUACAUGGACAAUCAGGAAUGAGACAAACACUUCUGUCACACUGGACAUGAGGAUGCUGCGACAAGGUUGCAGGUUUGAGGCCAGGGUGAGAGAUGUGGCCAACAUAGGACAGUGGAGUCACUGGAGUCCUGUGGUGACAUGGUGGAAUAAAGAAGACAGCAGGCAGUUUCCCAGCUUGCAUUGCGUGCUGGAUGGCGAGAAGAAGGUGACGUGUAGCUGGGAGGUGAGCAGAGAGCUGGAUCACUUAAUUAGCUACCACCUGGCCUGUCAACACGACAACACAACACAGUCUGAAAAAUGCUGCGUGAAACCGACGGUUACCUUUGACCCCAGUCGGCCGCUGGUGCGUUACAGCUGCUCGCUGACUGUCGCCAACUUUUCACAUCUGCUGCUGCAGCCAACACGCAACGCCAAGACGUUCAAGGCAAACACACACAUUCAUCCCCGGCCACCACAGCAGGUGAAGGUGAGGGAGAAAGACAACAACUGGGUUGUAGAAUGGACUCAACCGAGCACAGCCUCAAAAAUCAGACUGUAUUAUCAGGUGCAGUAUUACAGAGCACAGAAUCAGAAUUCUUCAGUCCUGCUGAACAUCUCAGAGGGUUCCACAUCAGUGACCAUCCCAGGUUCAUCUCUGAGCCCCUCCCAGCACCACCAAGUCCAAGUCAGGUCUUUAGUCGUCCCUGGAGAGGGAUCACAGUACAAAGGAAAACCCUCGAAUUGGACCGAAGCACUUGAAUGGACCUCACAUCCAGCCACCUGGCCCUCCACCAUCAUGGUCUAUUGCUUCAUCGGUCUGUUUGUGGUCAUCGUCUUCUGCGUAUUCUACUUCACUAUUCCACAAUGUCACAGCAAAAUGACGCUUUGGGUGAGCUCAAUUCCUUCUCCUGGCAAAAGCAAAGCUCUGUCAGAAAUCCAGUGUGCCACCAAUCGAGCCCUGAUAGACUACACUUACAUCUGUAAAGUGCAGCACAUGGACAGCGUGUCGACAAGCAGUUCCUCAAGCUCCUUGGUUAGGCCAUCUGAGGAUGCUGAAAAUAAAGAUUUGGAGCAGGACCGACAGGACCGCAAGUGUAAUAGCCUUCCCCUCCCUGCUGUGGGGGUUAAUAACUCUGACCUUCGGGUGCACUUCAGCGGCCCAUAUAUCCUCCUUCAGUCCGUAGACUCCAAGUGCUCGUGUGAAGUGACGGAGGAGAAAGACGAAACACCUUCACAUGGUCCUGACUCACAGUCCUCAAUGUUCUUCACCCAGUAUGGAGAUGGUUACCUUUGCCAGGAUCUGGUGUCGCACUCUGGUGCCAACACAAACACACAAAGGUGUGAGCAGCGCCAACAGUGCGUUGAUAACACAGCGCCUGAUAAUCAACCCACCGGCAGUGAUCCUCCUCCGGCAUACAACUCGGGACCCUCCUGGCCCACCAUAAGGGCCUCGGGGUAUUGUUUUGUGCCCUCCUCCUCAUAAGAGCAGCAGAGUGAGUCUUUGGAUGCAUGCUUCCUAAUCUAAACCCAAAAUAUCAUUUAAUCACCAAUUAAGUGUUAGGUGCUGUCUGGCCAGUGGAGGGCAGUAGUUGACUGAGACCUAAAGCCGGAUCCAGUGAAUCAGAAUCAGCAUAAGGGGUUGUUAAGGACCACAUUAACAUGGCCUGGGCUUUUGUAAAUAUUAAACCAUUUUAUUUGCUUUCAUUUAAAUCAGUAAGUCAUAAAAAAUACAACAUUAUUAAAGAUUUAUAAUAUUGUUUGAAUCAAAAUAAAGUACAAUUAUCUAUCUAUCUAUCUAUCUAUCUAUCUAUCUAUCUAUCUAUCUAUCUAUCUAUCUAUCUAUCUAUCUAUCUAUCAUAAUGGGAAACGUAACCUUCACAUGAUUAAUUAAGCCAGCCUGGAAAACACUUCACUGUUCACUCAACACAGCAGCAUACCGUCAUCAAAGCUCACAUUUAGGCCUUCACACACAGCACCAACAUUUGGGAACCAGAGUAAGUGGAAAGAAGAAAGGUACAAAUAAAAUAAGUCCAUUUGUGGCAGCAUCGGACAAAGUUAUGUUCAUGUUAAACAUUUGCAUCUCAAAGCACAUAAUUGUGGUGUGUUCAUUGUACCUUGAUUAAAGUUCAGAACAGAAGCUUCACUAGACGGGGAAGGCUAAACCCCCAUUAGGUGCAAUAAUAAAUAUAACUAGAAAAUUGUGUGCUAAUCAGGCAUAUUUGGUGACUGCGCAACUGCAAGCUAAUCGAUGCUAACAUGCUAUUUAGGCUAGCUGUAUGUACAUAUUGCAUCAUUAUGCAUCGUUUCUAGGUAUAUUUGAGCUAAUUUAUUUUCCUACAUCCUCUGUAUAUUUAAUUUAUAUUUGCAUUUCCCAUGACAUUAUCUGUAUGUAAUAUAGGCUGCAUGUCUGAUAGUUGUUUGUGUGUCAUAUUGUUCCAGACCAUAGCAAACAUUACCCAGCUUGCAUGGAUUGUUUAAAAAUCCAUUAGGAGAACCCAGCUUGCAUAGAUUGUUAUAAAUCUAUUAGGAGAAGACAGCCUGCCGUUUCCUUUAACUUGGACACAGAAAUCUAUACCUUUGGCCAAUUUUAAGCCAGUAAAAUCCAGGAGUUAUCUCACCCUCUGAGAAAACUCCAUUUUACUAAUGUUUUCCAAUGUUGUAAAAAUUGGUAGAAUAAAUAUUACAUUUCAACA
Molecule: messenger RNA, 3371 nt
Organism: Nerophis ophidion (straightnose pipefish)
Lineage: Eukaryota; Metazoa; Chordata; Actinopteri; Syngnathiformes; Syngnathidae
Gene: csf2rb
Product: colony stimulating factor 2 receptor subunit beta
Exons: 16
Coding region: 155-2161 (668 amino acids)
Biological process (GO): cytokine-mediated signaling pathway; immunoglobulin mediated immune response
Cellular component (GO): external side of plasma membrane
Molecular function (GO): cytokine receptor activity; protein binding
Source: RefSeq, a predicted model, not a curated record